Penicillium maclennaniae is the source of this 786-nucleotide messenger RNA. Its product is annotated as peroxiredoxin. Gene Ontology annotation, cellular component: mitochondrion; cytosol. The coding region runs from base 1 to 786 and encodes 261 amino acids. Gene Ontology annotation, biological process: cellular response to oxidative stress; cellular oxidant detoxification; cell redox homeostasis. The transcript is spliced from 3 exons. Gene Ontology annotation, molecular function: thioredoxin peroxidase activity. The record is from RefSeq and is a predicted model, not a curated record. Lineage: Eukaryota; Fungi; Ascomycota; Eurotiomycetes; Eurotiales; Aspergillaceae.
AUGGCUUCCAUCAUGUCCUCGAAGAUGGCUCUCCGUGCCUUUAAAGCUGCACCCAAGGCCGCCCCUUGGGCCAGUCUUAAUGCCCAGCUGCCGCGCGCCCCUGCCUUCCGCCGCUUUUACGCAGCGUCCACCCAGGAACAGCCGCGCCUGCGUCUAGGCUCGACCGCUCCCAACUUCAAGGCCUUGACAACCAAGGGCGAGAUCGACUUCCACCAGUUUAUCGGCGACAGCUGGACCAUCCUUUUCUCCCACCCGGCCGAUUUCACUCCAGUUUGCACCACCGAGCUUGGUGCCUUUGCGAAGAUGAAGGGCGAGUUUGACAAGCGUGGUGUGAAGAUGAUUGGCCUGAGCGCGAAUGACAUUGGUUCGCACGGCGAAUGGAUCAAGGACAUCAACGAGAUCUCCUCGACCGAUUUGCAGUUCCCCAUCAUCGCCGAUGCCGACCGCAAGGUUGCCUUCUUGUAUGACAUGAUCGACCAGCAGGACCUGGACAACAUUGAUCAGAAGGGCAUUGCCUUCACCAUUCGCUCCGUCUUCAUUAUCGACCCAAGCAAGAAGAUCCGUCUGACCAUGAUGUACCCCGCCUCCACCGGCCGCAACUCUGCCGAGGUGCUGCGUGUCAUCGAUUCUCUCCAGACCGGUGAUAAGAAAGGUGUUACCACCCCGAUCGACUGGCAAGUCGGGGACGAUGUGAUCGUUCCCCCUUCGGUCAGCACCUCGGAUGCGAAGAAGAAGUUUGGCGAGGUUCGCGAGGUCAAGCCCUACCUGCGGUAUACUAAAAUUUGA